Porites evermanni is the source of this 798-nucleotide messenger RNA. NCBI's taxonomy places the organism in Eukaryota, Metazoa, Cnidaria, Anthozoa, Scleractinia, Poritidae. The record is from the annotation of a GenBank genome assembly.
AUGUUCUUCCUUCGGGUCUGCAACGCCACACGCUACAACACUGUUCUGUUUAACAUGAGUGACGCGGAGGACAGCAAUGUUCGUUCUCGUCCGAACCCUGAAGUCGUAGAUCCUUCUAUUGGCGCUGCUAUACAGGCUGCCGUUACUCGUUCUAUAGGUUCUUUAACCGACAACCUUACACAGGUCAUUGAAUCUCGGCUUACCGAUUUUGCCAAGCGUUUUUCAGAAAAAAACAGUUCGUCCGUUGAGCAAGCUGUUAAGAAGGCGCGUCGCGAGCAAUACACGUGCAAGAGAAAGGAUAACCAGCAGCAGUUAGACCAUUCCCUCCAGGUGCUGGACAAGCUAGACGAAGCUUCCGACGCACUGAAGCACAAAUCUUAUGAAAAAGUUAAGGCUGCUUUGGAGUCAGGUACGGAAUUAGUGUCCAAGCGUGUUAAAGCAAUAAAGCUAGCCGACAAGAGCGAGUUUGGAUGGGCGACGGUCAAUGAGUAUCUAUCCGACGAACUCGCCUCUGACUCAGAUGAUGAGAAGAGAAUUUACCGGGCCGAGAGGAGAGCUGAGAGAAAGGUCACUAAGGAAAAACGUCGUCGUGCCCGUUCUGGCGACAAAGGCAGUGGCUCCGCCUCUACAUCUCGGGCGACUUCGUCAAGAUACGCAUCCAGCGAUUUGGUUUCACGCCCGGAGGCUAGACCAGCUCGUCGUUUGGGUCCCUGUUUUAAGAUAAGUACCAAGCACUUUUUCGCUUUACUAUCUUUGUUUCUUUCUUCGUCGAUUAUGGCGUUACCGCACAGGCCAUAA